This is a messenger RNA of Papilio polytes (common Mormon), 857 nucleotides long. RefSeq lists its product as uncharacterized. The record is from RefSeq and is a predicted model, not a curated record. The coding region runs from base 74 to 826 and encodes 250 amino acids. Lineage: Eukaryota; Metazoa; Arthropoda; Insecta; Lepidoptera; Papilionidae. The transcript has a single exon.
UAUAUUUUUGUGUCAACAGAUAUUAUCUCAGUAUAAAAUUUAUGCAGCAAGUUGCAGUUUAUAAUUGUCAAAAAUGAAUUUCGAAAACAAAGUGGUAAUAGUGACUGGGUCCAGCUCCGGUAUCGGAGCUGCUGCCGCCAUCUCGUUUGCUAAAGAGGGCGCUAGUGUCGUCAUAGUGGGACGUAACGAAGAAAAGAUGAAAAACGUAAGCAAUAAAUGUGAAAGUUUCGGCAAGAAACCAUUGGUAAUUAAAGCGGAUGUUUCAAAAGAUGAUGAGGCAAAGAAAAUAAUAGAUGAAACAAUAAAUCAAUUUGGAAAACUGGAUAUAUUAGUGAACAACGCUGGUAUAUAUUUGCCCAAUAAUAUUACAAGCGACAAUUUUAUGGACGAUUACGACCGCGUAAUGAACAUAAAUUUACGUGCUCAAGUUUACUUGACGCAUUUAGCGAUACCACAUCUCAUUAAAACCAAAGGGAAUAUCGUUAACGUAUCUAGUAUAGCUGGAACUUACACCAAUGGUGCUCCAAAUUUUGUUUCCUAUUACGUAUCCAAGGCUGGACUGAAUCAUUUCUCUCGUGGAGUUGCACUAAAACUAGCGGAGCACGGCGUCCGUGUGAACAUCAUUAGCCCGGGACCGGUACACACUGAUAUCUUGGAGAAUUCAUCGGUUCCCCUAACUUGGGACAAAUUAGAGGCAACUACUCCUAUGAAUAGAGUUAGUCAGCCUGAAGAGAUCGCAGAUAUGGUCCUCUUCCUGGCAAGUGACAAAGCGAGAGGCAUCACUGGAUCUGAAUUUGUUUCAGAUAACGGUGCAUUAUUGCGAUAAAUGUGUGAUAAUAAUUGCUGCAAUAACCCUG